ACCGCAGCGCACAGAGAGACACGCCUUUUUCUCGGCUCGGUUGACGGGUCGGUGGGCAGCGGGUGCCGGUGAUUGACCAGCUCCUCUCGCUGAUCUGUCAGCCGUCUGGCUUGGCGCCUCCCCUCUCCUCUAUAAAUCUAGGAAAUCUAUUCAAUCAUUUUACAUCGAGCCUGCUGAAGUAGGAGGAACUGGAGGCUCCGCGGGAUGUGUUGACUGACGACAAUUCCGCCUUUUGGUUUCUUAUUCCCCUCGAUAAUAUUCGGUUGCAUUAGAGUUGCUUUCGUCUUGUUUACAGCACCAUAGUGUAAUCUGAAAUACCUUUUGCUAACGUCUUUAUUAGAUUUUGUUCGCUGUCUCUGAGCCGCCGUUAUCUAAGAUGAAGGCUGUUACUCCAGUCCCCCCCCAGGACUCCUCCUCCAGCAGCAGCCAGCUCUCUCUGCAAUGUCUGUCGAAGCAGAGCCUGAGCAUCGCGCGGUGCAGGAUAGAGGAGGAGGACCUGUUCUGCCUGCAGUACGACAUGAACGACUGCUACAGCCGGCUGAAGCGCCUCGUGCCCACCAUUCCACAGGAUAAGAAAGUCAGCAAAGUGGAGAUCCUGCAGCAUGUUAUAGACUACAUCCUGGACCUGCAGCUGGCCCUGGAGACGCACCCUACUCUCCAUAAACAGCAGCCCCAGCGGACCGGGAGCUGCCCCCCCCCAGCCUCCACCCCCAGCCGGACACCGCUGACGGUGCUCAACGUAGAUCACCAGCAGAGGACGGCAAUAGUAAAACAGCCGGAGGAUUCUAUUUUAUGCCGCUGAGAUAUAAGCACUGCAAUGGUGUGUAGGCUGCACAGAGCCGCUCCAAAGCCAGCAAAGCUUCGCCAGGGACUCACACCCGACUGGAGGCACAAUCACCAGGGGUUUUCAAAACUGCUGCGAGGAAUUCAACCCAAAUCAAAUCACUAUAUCAGCUCUUUUUUGUUCCUAUGAACGAGGAGUUAGUAUGUAAACAUCGAAUUUCCCUUGUUUAAGUUCUUACUUCAUCACUUAAAAUGUUCUAACUAGAGUAAAUAUAGAAUCCCUUUGCUGCGAAGUUUUGUUGGAAACCCGUCUCUCAACAGCUAUGAAAACUGUCUGUGAAUUAUGCUUAACUAAAAUGGCCUCCAGUUUAAAGCUUUACUAAACUGCAAAAAUCCUUGUAAAUGUUUUUGACAUCUAUUGUUUAAAAUAGAUGAAUUGUGUUGAACAGGGAUGUCCUCCCUGGAAUUAUAAAAUGUUUGAUAUUGUAAAGAAGAACAAUUCUGUUUCGAGACAAUUAAGAAUGUACAUAUAGAGAAACAAAUGUUCUAUAAAAGUAUGUGAAAGGAAGACUUAUAAGCUUAAAAUACACUAUUGUAAUUAUAAGAUAUUUUUAUUAAAACCUUUUGUUGUCGUUAUGUAAAUAUUGUGUUUAAACUUUCAUGUCUUUAGUAAAUGAACGUGGUUAUGCUCUGCCAAUGAUGUCCUCAAAUGAUGAUAUCAGUUAAUUAUUUGCAGUGUUUUUGGAAUAGUUGAAUAUGUAGCAUGUCAGGCUCUAGCAGAGGUAUUGAAUGUGCACUGAUCAGCCCUCCCUGUGUAGAUAUUUGCUGGAGUUCAACUUCUUUUAUUAUUUGCCCUGCUCUGUUUUCUCUUCAGUUGUUUUGUAUUCAUUCACUUGGACAACUUUGACCCGCCUGGAGCCAUGGGUCCUUCUGCUGUUUGAUCUGAUACAAAGGCCUGAUUCCAUUCUGUGACAUUGCACUCUUGUUAAAAAUGUUAUCUUAAGAGUUACAGCAUUUUUGACAGUGUUUACAAUGCCUAAACAAUCACUGCACAUUUCUGUUAUUUAUGUGCAGUCAAAGCACCUCUUUGAGAAGUUAAUGAUUGAUACCAUGAAAUCAUUCAACUCUGGUUAUGAAUUGAUGAAAUAUGUGAACAUUAACAGACUCCUUUUCGACAACAACCAAGUGCUUUCAGACUGGGGAUGUCUUAAAUUGAAGUGUUGGAGAGUCAGCAGCCAUAGUUAAUGUAAAGAUAAAAAAGAGCCUUUAUUUUUCAUGACAUUGAAUGCCAAAAUGACCUCACCACCUUCUGUACAUACAGUCUGCUGCACGGUGGACUGACCUUCACUGGCUCUGAGGAGUUGUCAAAACAAUUAAAGUUUCCAGGAAGAA
Molecule: messenger RNA, 2175 nt
Organism: Trematomus bernacchii (emerald rockcod)
Lineage: Eukaryota; Metazoa; Chordata; Actinopteri; Perciformes; Nototheniidae
Gene: id4
Product: inhibitor of DNA binding 4
Exons: 3
Coding region: 377-802 (141 amino acids)
Biological process (GO): circadian regulation of gene expression; cell differentiation; negative regulation of transcription by RNA polymerase II
Cellular component (GO): cytoplasm; nucleus
Molecular function (GO): protein dimerization activity; transcription regulator activity
Source: RefSeq, a predicted model, not a curated record